Toxoplasma gondii ME49 is the source of this 8949-nucleotide messenger RNA. RefSeq names its product DnaK family protein. NCBI's taxonomy places the organism in Eukaryota, Apicomplexa, Conoidasida, Eucoccidiorida, Sarcocystidae. The record is from RefSeq and is a predicted model, not a curated record. Gene Ontology annotation, molecular function: ATP binding; ATP-dependent protein folding chaperone. Gene Ontology annotation, cellular component: endoplasmic reticulum chaperone complex. Gene Ontology annotation, biological process: endoplasmic reticulum unfolded protein response; negative regulation of hypoxia-induced intrinsic apoptotic signaling pathway; cellular response to hypoxia. The coding region runs from base 4984 to 7800 and encodes 938 amino acids. The transcript has 2 exons.
GCGUAGGCGAACAUUUGGAUGCUUUCUGAUUGAUGUUCAACCAGAAUAUAAAGCACGUUGCUCGGUUUUUAAAGGAAGAAGUCACAAGCGACUUGUCACUACAGGGGCGCAGCAACGUUCACGGUUGUCUUUCGCUGACCCACCACCUUUGCGAAAAGCGCAGGAAAGCCGUUACACGCAACUCGACCCAUUUGCAACUGUACAUGUUUGCUCUUCUCUCUACACCAUAAAACGAACCUUGGUCCUAGGGUGGGCUGACCUUGGAUGCAGGCCCCCAACCUCCAGCAAAAAUCACCGCAGACGCCUGGUUGCAUGAAGCGUGGAUACAUGGAAACGCAAAGAAGAAAAAGGAUCGGAUCAAUACCCGAGGCAAAAAGUGUAAGAACCUGCAGCUCUUCUGUGUUCACCGUUUCCCAGAGGCCGUCUGUCGGCGAGGACCGUUAGGUACACGUCGGAAAAAAAGUCAAGUCGGCAGAUCUGUGGACCGACUAAAAAACGCUGCUGACAUUUUGAUGAAGCAUGCACUUCAGAAAAGCGAGAAGCAGUCCAAAAAGGAUUUCAUUGUGCUCGUACCUAUACCGGUGCCCGCUGCGGGGACAUGUGUGAGAUGGAUAUUAAGAAAUCCUUUUCACUGUAGGAAGCUCGCUGUGGGUUCUCGUUUUCACGACUCAGACGGGGUUUUAGGUUCUUUCUCGGCUGGUGUGUUACUGGGAUCGUGGUGCUUGCAGUGGUUUAUUCCUCGUUCGCUGUCGCAUUUUUGCCCACAAGUCCCGUGUGCUCUUUCGGCGUCUGACGAGCUGUCGCUAUCGCUGUCACUCGAAGACUCCCCGAAGUCUCGCCGCUUGUGAAAAAUGCAGCACUUUUUACUCUUCUUCUUGUUCAUGUUUUCGUUGUCAAUUGCAGCCUUAUCCCAACUGACACGACGCUCCGAAACGGUCACAGUCGUAUCCGGAGUCGGGGACCCGAGCAAGCCGCUCGGAUUCUCUACAAUAUGCACCACAGCCGUGGGCAGCACGGUGGUUGUCGUGCUGCCCCUCGACCCUGUGUGGGUACGGGCCGCCAUGGAAAUGAGAAAGAAAGAAGUCCUUCAGGGACUGCUGCCGAAUGAGUCGACAGAGACCUUUCAAAAAAAGAAAUGUUAUCAAACAACAACGCAAAGCGCAAGCAGCGUGCAAAGGCCCCAACGCAGCGUGCUCUCGGAACUCUGGAGAUCGACCUCAAUAUCAGUGCUACAGAAAUACACAGCAAUCCACGCGUUGAUCCUUACUCUUGCCUACGCACGGACUGUUAACCAUGCAAACCUCUCUUUUGGAGACAGGACAAGAGAUGAAGCAUGCUGGUGUACAAAGCUUGCGUUCACGAGGGGAGGUGUACGGCAGUUUCGGAUGGCGAAACCUAGCUCUUGGCAGAAGCGUGAAAUCGAAAAAACGAAGGCCGCGCGUGCAUUGCCUGCUUCCUCAAAGCGCCUGAAGCCAACGGAACGAGCAAAAAGAACGGUAAAGACUCAGCCAUUCACACACUCAGCUGAGUUGUUGGAGAGACGAUGGAACGAUUGCACGGCGCCCGAGAAAGAGAACUUUGCUCCUUUCUCCGCUAGAUAUUCAGUCAAUUCAUGCUUCCACGUGUUCGAGACAAUUCAUCGCACAAAAGCGGGGGUUUGCCAACUUAACGCAGACGGGAGAAAAGACUAUUUCGGGAGGGACUCGAUAGCACUGGCUUGAUCCCAGGGGAGACGAGCUGGUUCGCGCUUCUGUAGGAAACAGCUAACCAAGAUAAAAGCUGUUCAUCCUUCUCCCGAAAGAAAGGCCGAAAAUCCCACAGAAAAUGCCAGCGCAGAGACGCGACAAGAGCGACAAGAAGCGAUGAAAUGUUCAGAGAGUUUUUUCUCCCUUCCUGCCCAGGCACAGUGACGGCAUCCAGCAAGCCCCAACCCGGUGGGCAAAAACCAAGAGACAGCAAUGGUUGCAUGCACGCAAUUCCAAAAAAAAGGAAGAGAUAAAAUCUGCUCGUGGCAGCGAAGUCUCUCGCAGUUUCGCAACCUCUCGAUCGCUGAAAGCCUUCACACUGAUCAGGCAACUCCACACGCUGCCCUGAGGAUUCUUUUUCGGGGGCUUGCCGUUUUGCAGGGCGGGACAGGCUGCAUCACAGUGUGCUGGUGUCUGCUUUUCUUUUUCACUUUACAAAGAAUGUUCUUCCGAGGUUUGGACGGUGCGGUUAGCCGCUGCACCUCUACGCAUUCCGAUCCUGUGAGGACGAAAACACUUCGUUUUUCGUGAGGGAACUGAUGGACUGCACCAAACGGUAUGUUUUAGAAGGGGAAAACGGUAGGCGGUUUCUCAACGUGAAGCCUUUGAACAGGUCAAAGUUUCCGAUUGUGGAGUCGGUGACUUCCGCGCACGGUUUGUAGAGCUGUGAACACGAGAAGGGGAGAAGAGAGAAAUACGGCGGUGCAAGCUUUGAGCAGCAGACAAAAACACAGGUCGAAGUGGUGGAAAUCCAUGCCGCCGCCGCGCGCUAACCUCUGCUGUAGCGCUACUUUUUGGAGUCCAGACUCACGCUAAAGUUCUAUUUUUGCUGCGAUAAAAGAAUUGGACCGAAGGAUUCCGUGUGAGGAACGGGGUGUAAGGAGCUCAUGCGUUUAUUCGAUUUGAGGUAUACAGUUCUGGAUUUAUGAUAAUUGUAAAUGCUAGUCAGCUGACCGAGUUGAACAGAAAGGUGAAGAAACAUCAGCGGUUAUCCCAGGAAACUGCGUGUCACGUCUCCAAGUUUUCUGACAUUAUGUUCACGUACAAGGCUGGCGGUUGUGGAUGAGCGCUGGAACAAAGGACAAAGCCUUUCUAGGUGAGUGUAAACCUGCUAGCGAAAUUGGGAGACACGUCAGAUCUAGGAUAAAUCAUGUGUCGUCUUUCCUUCACUUCUAGGACGAAAAGUGUAGCCGGGCAUAUUUACUUUCUCAGGGACAUUUUCAAAUGUUUACCAGUCUAUCGUUUCAGGAGCACUCACAACGGUAAGCGAGUCUCACUUUAAGCGGUGCCCCCCUUGCUGAAUGGAUAUCAUCUAAAUCGUUGAAGCUGCACAUACCCGUGGUUGCCGGAGAGGAGUCUUUCACAACUUAGCUGUGGAAGAAGAAGGAGAAUCCUGAUGGGAAAAAGGAAAAGGUCGCGUAUUUGCUUAGGAUGCAUCCCAGUUUACAAAACUCGCAUAACACGUGACGGAACCGGUAUUCUGAUCAUUUAGAUUGAACAACGAAGUACCGGGGGACUCCGGAAACACCCUGUGCCUCUCUGUAGAUUUCUCUCUUCCAAUAUAACCGGAGAGCGAGGGUGCGAAGGGAAAUCUCUGAGAAAUUUGUGCUUCUCGCUUUCUCGGUGCAGCCUAGGAGGCUUUUCCCCCCAUGGAAUGCACCAUCUCGAGAGUGAGGACAUAUGUUACAUGUGGGAGAGGAGUCUACCGAGAACGCAUCUUCCCUACAAAUGAGAAUUUCUGAGGCAGAACCAAGAAGCCUUCACAGGCACAGAAAUGUCGACACUUCAACUGCACAUGCCCGUGUCGAUCAGAUCGGUCAACGGAUUUGCUCACCGUCGGCUUUGUUUCUGCAGUUGAAUCCGCGCUUCCGAGUCUAAGAUCUAAAGAUGUGACACACCAUGCAGCUUCCAGAAAACGGAAUCGUAAUACUCUCACAAGGUGAAGAAGCUCUCUUCACACGGAAAGAUUCAGAGGACUCAGCCAUAUUUUUUUAGACGCGAACUUCCUGGCCCAUUGCUUGUUCAGGUGUGAAGGCUUGGCACUUCUCACCAGGACUGCUGCUUCCCACUCGGUUCGUGAAGAAGAUUGUUGCGGAUGGUGUUCUGUGGCGGUUUCUCGCUUUAGCUUGCAGAUCCCCGAACAGGAGAAGACACUGCACUCAACAGAAAAGAGCGGGGCUCGGGAUUGGCAAAAUAGUGUCUGCAGAGAUGGUGAAACACAGGAGUGAUGCCUUUCCGAUUUCUCGACUUUGGACCCGUGUACACUCGAUUUGUCGCACCUUCGAUACCGAAAUACUGCAAUCUCUGUCACACCACAGAGCAACUGUGCCUUCGCGGGGUUUUCAGAAAGAAAUCAACCGCAACAGGGUACACAAACCCUGUGUACUCUGCAGCGUACUUUCGUCUGUUUUAUCGUCUUCUGAACAUUCCUGCUUUGCAUAUACUACGGUCAGGCAGGAUUACAGGCCUCGCGCCACUGCUUUCGCUGAUUUACCUUGUACUGGUUUUCUGCACUUUUCCCGUGGGAGUUUGUGUCUUGCGGCUGCGGAGGCGCGGAAGUGCCCUCCGGAGAAAGAGACGCACUGCCUUUUCAACUGCGCUUUCUUUACGACGUCUAGUCAAAAAGCUCCGCUAAAGACGGACUCUUUUCUCAGUUCUCCCUCUGCUUUUUUCCUUCCCCCUUCUCCGCAUCCCAGAGCUGCUUCGUUCUGCUGCGAUCCGGCGCUGUCUCCACCGUUUGUCUUUCGCUGUUUCGCACUUUCUCCCGCCUUCCUUUCCCGCUCUGUCUCGUGCAUUUCCCGUAAUCCACCGAGAGAAAAGAAGCGGGUAAAAUGCGCAGACAAAACCAACUUGUGCACUUUUUGACGCGCCUGGCAAACUGUGACCGCUCGCGGCGUUUCUCCUCGACUGCCAGUCUUCUUUACGCCGACAGCCAAGAGUGAGAGGCGGGCGUCGUCGCCUCCUGCCGCCUCCUCCGGUCUGGGUCCUUUCCGGCUGCGCUACGCCGUGGCGGAUAUCCUCUUUUCCUGAGUUGCCAGAAUCUACAGGAACGGACGCCUUUUCCGUUUCUCUGCGUCACCAGCGGCGCGUCCGCGAACUUGCGCCCUGGCUUCCAAUUUGCACUUUUUCUCGAGGCGCCGCAAGGUGGACACAGACGUCGUGGAGGACGGGCGCGCGUGCCGUCUUCUGUUCGGACCUUAAAACUGUCAAGUCACUUUUCUUUUUCGUUCCACCUGCGAUGGCGUUGCCGGCCUUCGAGGGCGUGAGCCCCUGUGUUGGAGGCCACCGUCGUGUGUCUCCGUCAGGUUCUUCUGUUCGUUCUUUGUCACACUCGUCGCGCCUCGGCUGUUUCUUCUUCGCGUUCUGUUUCCUCUCCGUCUCUCUCUUCUCGCCGCUGGGAGCCAAGGCACAGGUGGUGGGCCUCGACCUCGGCUCCGAGUUCGUCAAGGUAGCUCUGGUGGCAGCCGGCCGUCCAAUUGAAAUUCUGCUGAACCCAGCGAGCAAGCGAAAGACGAACAACGCAGUCUCUUUCGCAGAUGAGGAGAAGCGCGAACUGGGAGACGAAGGCGCAGCUCAGGCGGCGAAGAAGCCGGACCGCGUCUUCCUUCAUCCGAAUCUUCUUCUGGGGGUGAACGCAACGGACUUCGGUCUCGUCGACGUCACCGCAGACCCCGACUCUGCCUUUCUCCCGCUGGCACUCAAGGAGAAACUGCUGCCCAGCGGCUACCCUCAUGACUACUAUCCGUAUCGGUUGUUCAUGGACAGGCGUCGCCACAGCGUCGCAGUCCUCGCGAAAGACGGAGUGUACCUGCCUGCUGAGUUGCUGACGGCCAGCAUGCUGGCCUUCGUCAAGAAACUGGCUACACAGGCCGCGGGGGUCGAUAACGAGAAGACGCUCGGGUGCGUCAUUUCUGUACCAUGCAGAUACACCCAGCGGCAGAGACAGGCGCUCCGCGACGCGGUCGAGAUCGCGGGCAUGCAUGCAGUGGCUUUCCACCAUCACUCGGUGACGGCCGCGGUCCAGCAUGCACUGGAUUUGCCGACAAACACGACGGCGACGAAGCUCUUUUACGACGUCGGCAGUUCGACGAUCGACGUCGGCGUCGUCCGCUUCGCGCCAGUGCAGCUGCCCUCUAAGAAGGAGGUUCUCCAGGUUCAGUUGCUUGCCUGCGAGAGCAUGUCUGGCGCGGGCGGCCACCAUGUGGACUUGGCCAUUGCGGAGAAGAUGCGCGGGGCCUUCGAGAGGCGCCACGGCGCCGGGAAGAGCCUCCUGGGCGUUCCGCGGGCGCUGAAGAAGCUGGUGAAGCAAGCCGUGAUGGCCAAACAUGUCCUGAGUGCGAACAAGCAGACGCAGUUCCGCGUCGAAGGUCUCCACAACGACGUGGACUUUCACGAGCCUUUCGAGCGCAUGCACCUGGAGGCGCUGCUCGAGGAAAAGGGGAUGCUCGCGAAGCUGAAGGCGUCGCUGGACGCGACGCUGAGUCACGCAGGUCUGGACCUGAACGACGUCGACCAAGUCGAGCUUCUCGGCGGCGCCAGCCGUGUGCCGCGAGUUCAACAGGAACUCGGCGCUCUGAUGGGGGCGAAGGACGUCGGAACGCACUUGAACGGCGACGAAGCGAUGGCGACAGGAGCUGCUUUCAUCGCCGCAAACAGCACCGCGACCUUCCGCGUAAAGCAGCUGCUCCUGCAAGACAUCACGCCCUACGAGUACUUGGUGAAGAUCGACGCAGUCGCCGAGGAAGACGACCCCGACGCCGGAGUGAGGCGGGGGGACCGCGUAAAGAAGACCAAAGUGUUGGUGGGCCGUCAUGCGCGGUUUGCGCAGGGGAGCAGAACGGUGAGUCUGCGGACGACGCAGGACUUCCAGGUCGAACUCUUCGAAGACGACGCGUCGCUUUUGAAACUCGCGGUCACGGGCGUCGCGGAGGCUGCGAAGAAGCUCGAGGAGGAGGCGCAGAAGAAGGCUGAGGCCGAGUCGAAGACGGAGAAGAACGGAGAAGUCGAAAGCGAGACGCCAGAGAGGCGUCUGCCAAAGGCCAACCUCGUCUUCAAAGUCGACGGCGCAGGUGUCUUGUCGUUCGACCGAGCGUACUUGACCCAGGACUACUUCGUGUACGUCCCUCUGCCGUCGACGACAACCAAGGCGACGACCACAAAAGAGUCGGAGGGUGAAGAGACGAGCACCACAACUCCGGCGCCGGCAGCCAAGUUCAAACGCCUCACCAAGCAGGUCUCUGACGCGCUCGCAGUUGAGGAGACGCAGACGCUGCCUCUGCCUCUGACGUCCGAAGAGCGCAACGCGCUGAGGAAGCAGCUGCAGGAGAUGGAGGCUGCAGACUUGCGGGUGCACAAACUGGCUGAGGCGAUGAAUCGCCUCGAGGCUUCGAUCUACGCGGCGAGGGGCCUUCUCGCUGAGGAGACCGUGGAGCGCGUGAGUCUCCCUGAGACUCGGGAGGAACUGAGGAAGCAGCUGGAGGCGGACGAAGAGUGGAUCUACGACAGCGCGAAGGCUGAAGGCAUCGAGGCGGUGAAGAAGAAGCUCGUGGCGCUCGAAAGCGUCGUGGAGCCGAUGAAGAAACGCGCGGAGGAGUUGGAAGCUCGCCCGAAGGCGAUUGAGAAGAUGGAGAAGGCGCUGGUCGACCUCGUCUCGCGGCUCGAGCAGAUCGCCACAAAGAGGCCGUGGGUAUCAGAGGAGAAGCUCGCGAGCGUCCGCGCGUUCGGCCAAGACGUCGACGCCUGGUGGAGAGAAAAACUCGCGAGUCAACAAAGCAAACUUGACACGGAGGACCCUGUUUUCACGAAGGCAGAAGUUCUCGCGAAAGUAAAAGAACUUGGCGCAGCUGUCAAGGCCCUCGAAAACAUCCCCAGACCGACAACCACGACAACGACCUCCCCUGGGGAAGGAAAGGAGCCAGGAGAACAGAAACAGGAAGAGAAGACUGAGGAGAAGAAACAGGAAGAGAAGAAUGAGGAGAAGAAGGAGGAAGAGAAGAAUGAGGAGAAGAAGGAAGAGAAGGUAGAGGAGGAGCACAAGAACAGAGAAGAGCUGUGAAGACACUAGGAUUUGUCUGAGAACAGAACCUGUGGAUGGUAAAUAGACGGAAUCUGUACGCGGAGUUCGUGAAAGGUGAAUCACGAUAAGAACGCGAGUGGCGAUCUCGAACGGAGGCGACGCCUGAGGCAUGCAUGCGUCUCCACCGAACCCGGUCGAUUUGUGUUUUAUCUGGAAAGGCUGUGAACGAGAAGCAAGAGAAGCCGUUUGUCCUCUGUUCCAGUGUUAGAAAAGAGACAAGGCGUCGCCGAACUGCCGGAGAAGGACCGAGUUCAGGAGAAUGAGUGCAUGCACUAGGUGCAGAAACGGUUGUCGAUUUGUUUGAAAAUGUCGUGGUUACUCUCUCCCUUCUUCCUUCUCGGAUCGAAGUCUCGGCAGUGACAAGCGCCUUCCGUUCUGUCUCCGGUGUCUCCCCGGGGAGUUUCUCCGGGAAACAACUUGACCCUGAAGUUUGAAUUCGAACGCAGGAAAUUCCUCUCGACUUUCGUGCUUAUGUGGAAAGUGCACCGCACAUGCAUCACUUUUGGUGGAUCCUUCGUUUUCGGCCCAGGCCUUCAGGUCACAAAUUCAGCUGUAUCGGAUUCGCCUGCCUCCCGUCCGAGCUGCUGUCUGCGAAAGCUUUUCUGCCCACUCUGUGCUUCUCUGUCGUGAGAAACACCAGUUAACUGCUCUCGUCCUUUUUCCCGCUACUUCUCCCUCCUUGCUGUGUUUUCUCUUUCUUUAUCUCUUCCUCUAUAUCGCUCUCUUCUCUCUCUCCCGCUGUCUUUCUCUGCUCUCUUCUCUAUCUCUCUCGUCUUCUCUGUCUCUCCCGCUUUCUUUCUCGUCACCUCUUGAACUGCGAGUUACAGAGCUGUUGUGCAUUUGGUUUCUCUGCUCGCCUUCCCGCAGUUUUUCAAGAUGUCAGGAUGUCACGAAGCAUCGCAUUUUCAGGCGCAAGCAAGCCUGAAACGGAGCUUGAAAAAAGGCGUCGGUGCCCCCGAUAGGCGUAUUCAAAAAAACCGUGGCGACGAGACGUCAGAAAAAAGGAAACACUUGGAAACUAUUCAGAAACAAUCAGUUUCUUCUUAGCAGAAACGAGAAUCGAGUUUCCCAGCCACGGAACCCAAGCUCGCUCGAAAGUUAAAUGCACAAACAGACAAACACAUGCAU